Messenger RNA from Drosophila busckii, 538 nucleotides. RefSeq lists its product as uncharacterized. NCBI's taxonomy places the organism in Eukaryota, Metazoa, Arthropoda, Insecta, Diptera, Drosophilidae. The coding region runs from base 80 to 340 and encodes 86 amino acids. The record is from RefSeq and is a predicted model, not a curated record. The transcript is spliced from 2 exons.
UGUUGUGAGGAAUUACAAUCAACAUUUGUUUAUUAUUGUUGCUCAUUAAAAAAACAAACUUUUGUUAUUGUUAUUGGCAAUGGCAUUGCUAGGCUUAUAUACAACGCUAGUGCUGCUGCUGCUCGGGCUAACAAUCAAGUGCCACGCCUUGGAGCUCAUGGAGACGCCCACGCUGGACAACGACUCUGCUGAGCGUGAGUCCUCGGAUGAGCUGCUGCCCAGCUGGCAAAGCUACUCCAGAGACACCGUCGCCAACUACAAUCCACAUAAAGUCGAUGCCAACUUUCGUCAGCUCUGGGAGCGUGUGCCGCUCCAAGCUAAGCAAGUGAUCAAGCGCUGAAGCUAGGGCUACAAUAAACGAUAUAUCAAGCUAGGGCUACAGUAUCUACAAACAAUAUAAGAUAUAUUCUCAUAUGUACAGCUGUACUUUAGCAUUUAAAAUGAGCGCUUAGCUUAAGCGUCAAACUCACAGUAGCACUUACUAUAGCUUUAUAUCUUUUUUUUUAACAUAAUAUAAUUGAAAAUUAGUUGAGGCUUA